Fragaria vesca subsp. vesca is the source of this 2577-nucleotide messenger RNA. RefSeq names its product calcium-dependent protein kinase 21-like. Gene Ontology annotation, biological process: peptidyl-serine phosphorylation; protein autophosphorylation; intracellular signal transduction. The record is from RefSeq and is a predicted model, not a curated record. The transcript has 8 exons. Gene Ontology annotation, cellular component: nucleus; cytoplasm. The coding region runs from base 155 to 1786 and encodes 543 amino acids. Lineage: Eukaryota; Viridiplantae; Streptophyta; Magnoliopsida; Rosales; Rosaceae. Gene Ontology annotation, molecular function: ATP binding; calcium ion binding; calcium-dependent protein serine/threonine kinase activity.
AAUCACAACAAAUCACACCUCUCUGGUAUCCACAUCUUCAGCUCCAUAGUCAAACCCCCAAAUUCCAAACAUAAUUCUUCAUUUUCCCACAUUGCAUUGGGAUUUUCUCUCAUAUCCCAAACCUGGGUCUCCUCCAUUGAUCUUGAUUUGAAACAUGGGUUGCUGUGGCAGCAAGCCUAAACCCACUUCAAACGCCAAUGGGUAUUAUGCAUCAUCCUCCACACCCAUCUCUCAUCACCCCCCACAACACCACCAACACCAACACCAACAACAACAGCCCUUGUCUGUUCCAACACAACAACCUCAGAAAGUGUCAGCUCCCCCAACCCGACCAAAACCCGAACCCGAACCCCAAUUCCAACCAAAGCCACAACGACCAAAGCCAGCAGUGCCACCAGACAGCAUACUUGAGAAGCCCUUUGAAGACAUUAAGCGAUACUACACUUUGGGUAAGGAACUCGGAAGAGGCCAGUUCGGGAUCACGUACCUGUGCACAGAGAACUCCACAGGCGACAGCUACGCCUGCAAGUCAAUCCUGAAGCGCAAGCUUGUCAGAAAGAGUGACAGGGAUGACGUCAAGAGGGAGAUACAGAUAAUGCAGCACAUGUCGGGGCAGCCCAACGUUGUGGAGAUCAAGGGUGCUUAUGAGGACAGGUACUCUGUGCACUUGGUCAUGGAGCUCUGCGCCGGCGGCGAGCUUUUCGAUAGGAUCAUUGCCCAGGGAGUGUACUCCGAGAGAGCUGCGGCGGCAAUUGUGAGGGACAUUGUGAAUGUUGUGCAUAGUUGUCACUUUAUGGCUGUGAUGCACCGGGAUCUCAAGCCGGAGAAUUUCUUGCUGUCUAGUCAGGGGGAAGGGGCAGUGUUGAAGGUUACCGAUUUCGGGUUGUCUGUUUUCAUUGAGGAAGGGAAGGUGUACCGGGAUAUAGUAGGCAGUGCUUACUAUGUUGCUCCUGAAGUGUUGCGGCGUAGUUAUGGAAAGGAGAUAGAUAUCUGGAGUGCUGGAGUAAUUCUGUACAUUCUACUUAGUGGAGUACCUCCAUUUUGGGCUGAGACUGAGAGGGGCAUAUUUGAUGCCAUAUUGGAAGGUGUAGUGGACUUUGAAAGCCAACCAUGGCCAUCAAUAUCAGACGGUGCCAAAGACCUUGUUAGAAAGAUGCUGACACAGGACCCAAAAAAGAGAAUUACUUCACUGAAAGUUCUUGAGCAUCCAUGGCUCAGAGAAGGUGGAGAAGCAUCAGACAAGCCAAUAGAUAGUGCAGUUCUCUCUAGAAUGAAGCAACUGAGAGCAAUGAAUAAGCUUAAGAAGCUUGCCUUAAAGGUAAUAGCGGAAAAUCUAUCUGAAGAAGAAAUUAAAGGUCUUAAAGCAAUGUUCACCAAUAUGGACACCGAUAAAAGUGGUACAAUAACCUAUGAAGAACUGAAGACAGGAUUAGCUCGUAUUGGGUCACGGCUAUCAGAAACGGAAGUCAGGCAACUUAUGGAUGCUGCUGAUGUUGAUGGAAAUGGAUCGAUUGACUACAUUGAAUUUAUAUCUGCUACUAUGCACAGACAAAGACUAGAGAGAGAUGAACACCUGUACAAAGCAUUUCAGUAUUUUGACAAGGAUAGCAGCGGAUAUAUAACAAGAGAUGAAUUAGAGGCUGCUAUGAAGGAGCAUGGAAUGGGUGAUGAUAACACCAUCAAAGAAAUAAUUUCUGAAGUUGACGCAGAUAAUGACGGGAGGAUCAACUACACCGAAUUCUGCACAAUGAUGAGAAGUGGAAAUCAACCCACAAGGGCCUCUUGAUUACGCUCAUGGGUGUAAUUCAGAAUUUAAUAGCAGUAAGUGAACUAUGAGCUUCUUUAGCUGCCUUUACUGUGUUGGGAGAUAUCAGAGCAUGAUUACAUACUGGGUAGUAUAUAUGAUGUAGACUAGACUCUACAUUCCCUACUAUACUAGACCAUUGGGAAUCUUAGAUCCAGAAAUAGUGCAGUUUGAGAAUAUGAAGCAUAGUUUGGAACUUUUGAUUAUCUUGUGUUGCGUUUGUUACAGUCUCUGCAUUUUUCUUUUCUUUUUUUAAUUUUCAGUUCAACCUUGUUUUGAAAGUUGCCUGAAUAUGUACAACGACAUUUUUUUUCAAUGAGAAAAUUAGAUGUCCAAUGCAAUAAUACCUAGAAAAUGUUACAGAACUUCCUUAUUUCACAUGCUCAAUUGAAACCGGGAGUUAUUUUGCAUACAUCUGUAAAUGUUUCUUUUGCUAAUAGCCUACCAGGCUAGGGGUGAAAUGAUUCGACACUAGUACAUAUAGCUAUGGAUAACCACUCGGAUCUCUAUAAGAGUCACUUGAUCUGGACAAACUUCCUGGAUCUAUCACUACAGUUCACAUGUUUCCUCAGUACAAUUCUGAUAUUGAGAGGACAAAUUUUGUUCGCUCCAAGGUUAUUGUAAGCAUUGGGUGAGACUAGGCUCUCUUCAUAUCCCACGCUACUAAGAAUGUUAACAUCUCUUGCAAAAUGCACAAGUGAAUUCUUACUUGCAUUGUAGGAAACCGGAUUCCCAUUUGCAUACAAUAGAAUUUUCCCUUUUUCGAUAGACCA